Messenger RNA from Verticillium nonalfalfae, 2520 nucleotides. RefSeq lists its product as uncharacterized. The transcript has 2 exons. The record is from RefSeq and is a predicted model, not a curated record. NCBI's taxonomy places the organism in Eukaryota, Fungi, Ascomycota, Sordariomycetes, Glomerellales, Plectosphaerellaceae. Bases 1 to 2520 code for a protein of 839 amino acids.
AUGUCUGCUUUCGCUCCGGGGGCGUCGUCGUCGCCGACGGCCACCUUUUUAUUUUCCGCAAGGUCGAGUCUGGCGUCGAUUUCUGGUCCUGCAUCCGAGUUUGUGCCCGAGUCCAAGACGACGUCCUGGUCGCCCUCGGCAAUUGCGAUCUCAACAGACUUUGGCAGCGACAGCGAUAAGAUCAGUAUCAGCAGCUGCAGCACCAACGCCAGCACCGACACCGGCACGACCAUUGGCAACUGCCACGGGCCAUUUGGCAGAACCAGCAGGAAAGGGGCAGAAACCACAACAGUCACCACUUCCUCGCCAUUUCCUCAGCAACGCUUGCCUUCACCAUCCUGGACGAUGCCGUCGGCCACAACGGCAGCUACGACUGGCGGCGGCGACGGCGCGAUAGUCAAAACCCGAAACAGAAUGGAAGCGACGACCGGCGACGGCGUGCAAACGCAAUUGCUAGACUGGAACUCCACAACGACUUCCCUUUUCAACCUAGACUCCCAAUCGCAACGCUCCCGCCGAUCACAGCUCGAUCACCAUCAACCAAUGCUGUCGGCUCGAGCCUGCGAGCCCCAGCUUGUUCCGGGCUUCGACCGCGAUCGCGUUCACGAUUGGAACCUCAAGACGCAUCACGGACCCUGGGCUCACGUAUGGCAAGAUCUCCCACCGCCGCCUUCGCCGCACUACGACUUGGACAACGAGGCCUGUCGCCGUCCUUCUACCUCCAAGAGCCACCACUUUCACUUCCGAUGGCCCAAGCGAAACAGCAGCGCAACGCAAGAUGACUUUCUGCCGCUUCCUGCACAAGGGCGCAUAAGCUCCGAAUCGGCCAUGACGAUCAUCGGCCGUAGAAGCAGCUUCGACAGAGACACUCUCAAGGGCGACAUGCAGGGUCAUGAUCAAGAGGAGCUCCAGAAGGAGCAGCAGCAGCAACAACAACAACAACAACAACAAGAGCGGAACCAGCAGCAGCCCGGCGAUAUCACGGCGAACAUGACGAAGCAGGAGUUCGAGGCUCUCCCUUUGACCAUUCAACGCAAGUACUUCUCAUCUCUCGAGCGCCUUCGCUUCGCCCAACUGCCACCCACCAACACGAGCCAGCCUUCUUUCGCUGUCGUCAGUGCUCCCACCCGGCACACCGACACCGAAACGAGCACCAGCUUCACUACCACCGACCUUGACAGCGUCACUCUCUCGAGCUUAAAGAAGAGAAGAAGGCGAGCAUCGCGCAUCGUCUCCGAGCAAGCCGCCAGCCGUCUUACCAGAAGAUCUUCGCGCCGCCCCUCCUUUUAUGCGACCCUCCCCGACAAGAUCAAGCGGCAGCACUUGACAAGCGAGGAGCAGAUUGUUGUUGCCAGGUUGCGCAGACACAACAUCAAGCUGACCUCGCCCAACGACACGGUGCGCAGGUCCGGCCGCAGAGCAUCCAACGUGGCCAUCCCGGAGAGCUUGUACAGCCCAACAUUGGUCCCGCCCCGCCCCCAGACCAUGGAGACUCACGAGUCGCGGCCUUGGAUGCCCGAGGCCGUACAGAAGGGUUCGGACUCGUUCUACGACAGUUUUAGGUGGCUCGAGGAAGACGACGAGCUCGAUCUCCGCUUGCACCUUGACGACUACCAUGCGAACCUGCGACAAGAACUCCCGCCACCAACCAAAUCGCGCAGGCCAUCCUUCCGUCGGCACCUCUCGAUCACCAAGGUCCCCUUCGGACGUUCAUCCAUCUCCUCCGGCAGACCUGGCACGACGCACGCAACGACACCAACGUCGCCUGCUUACCCUCCAAGCAGUAGUCCCCUGGCGAAUCCGACAGUUCACGUGCGGCGCAAGUCCCGAGCGCUCUCCUUGAUAUCACCCAAGCAGAGUCCCAAGGAUGCCACGACUGGAUCUGAUCCCGCCGCCGCCCACUACCAGGACCCAGAGGCCCGGCAAAAGCUCAAGCUCUACCUCGCAUCUCCUCUCAAGUUUGAUGAAGCUGUGCAGUACGGGUUCCCCUCAACGGAGGGCGCCGUCAAGGAGAUGAAAACGUCCGAAGACGAUGUCAUUGUGCCAAAGAUGCAAGAGAAGCCGCGUACGUUCCUCGCUGAUGACAAGUCAUCCAUCUACAGUGACGAGAUGUCAGCCGCGGAAACGGAUUCGCCAAAGACGCCCCACGCGUUUGAGAAGCCCGCCGUUCGCCCCCUUCGUGUGCCCAUCGACUCGGAAGGGCCCGACAAGCCGGUUGACGAAGGUUCAGUUGGGGCGCCGUCUUCCAGAGAGAUGACAUUGCGCAUGACGUUGACGAGGCCCGAUCUCCGCGCCAACGAGGAUCAGAUCUAUGGCUGGCAGCACAAGGGCCCCAUGGCCAGCCGCAAGUCAACAUCCAAUGCGCUCCGGGACGAGUUUGACCCUGUGUCGUGUGCCAGAGAGGGCAACUCGAAGGAAAGCUUCGAACGACAGUUUGCUGCCAUGGACCAGUGGCAAGCCCAGGUCAACGAUCGCGGUGUCAUGAAGCGUUUCUGGCACAAGGUCCGACGGGCUCCAUAG